Messenger RNA from Arabidopsis arenosa, 977 nucleotides. Lineage: Eukaryota; Viridiplantae; Streptophyta; Magnoliopsida; Brassicales; Brassicaceae. The record is from the annotation of a GenBank genome assembly.
ACAAACACACCAAAAGAAAUAAAACCAAUAACCAAAAUAUCAAAAAAGGAAAAGAAAAAUGGGGUCUUCAACGAAGAACAUCGAACAAGCUCAAGAAAGUUGUUAUCAGGAGUGGAUGAGUUUGCAGUCUCAACGCAUACCUGAGCUCAAACAACUCUUGGCUCAACGACGAUCUCACCGCGAUGAAGAAAACGAUAAGAAGCUCCGUGAGUUAACGGGAAAGAUCCUUGGAGAUUUUAAAGAUUACGCCGGAAAAAGAGCAGAUCUUGCUCACCGAUGUAGCUCGAACUAUUAUGCACCGACGUGGAACACUCCUUUGGAGAACGCUCUAAUUUGGAUGGGUGGUUGUCGACCAUCUGCUUUCUUUAGGCUCAUUUAUGCUUUGUGUGGGUCACAAACUGAGAUACGUGUGACUCAGUUUCUCCGCAACAUCGACGGCUACGAAUCUUCAGGUGGCGGCGGUGGCGCAUCACUUAGCGAUCUAAGUGCGGAGCAGCUAGCAAAAAUCAAUGUGUUACAUGUAAAAAUAAUAGACGAAGAAGAGAAGAUGACCAAGAAAGUCUCAAGCCUACAAGAAGACGCGGCGGAUAUUCCCAUCGCCACUGUGGCUUACGAGAUGGAGAACAUCGGAGAGCCUAACAUGGUGGUGGAUCAAGCUAUCAACAAGCAAGAAGAAGCUAUGGCCGGUUUAUUGGCCGAGGCCGAUAAUCUAAGGGUGGAUACUUUAGCAAAGAUCGUCGAGAUUCUAUCGCCGGUACAAGCAGCGGAUUUCUUACUCGCCGGGAAAAAGCUUCAUCUUUCGAUGCAUGAGUGGGGGGGAACUAUGAGAGAUCGUCGCCGUCGUGAAUGUAUGGUUGACGCCGAAAGCGAUACCGGAGGAGAGGAAGAAAAGUAGUCGUUAUUAUAUUAGAGAUGAUCUUAAUAUUAUAGAUUUUAUAUCCAAUUCUCCAUUUGGUUAAUAAAAUUCAUUGUUUUUA